This is a messenger RNA of Bombus huntii, 2062 nucleotides long. Its product is annotated as 17-beta-hydroxysteroid dehydrogenase 13-like. The transcript has 8 exons. Lineage: Eukaryota; Metazoa; Arthropoda; Insecta; Hymenoptera; Apidae. Gene Ontology annotation, molecular function: oxidoreductase activity, acting on the CH-OH group of donors, NAD or NADP as acceptor. The record is from RefSeq and is a predicted model, not a curated record. Bases 686 to 1642 code for a protein of 318 amino acids. Gene Ontology annotation, cellular component: lipid droplet.
AGAUUUUGAGUUCUAAGAAAUCUGAUUUGGUAAUAAAUAUUAAAUGAAAUUACCUUUCCCUUUUUUACAAUAUUGCAUUAAACUUUUGAUUGCAUGUUUUAAAAUACUUCAAAUGUGCUAAACGCGCGUUUUAUAUGUAUUUGUAUUGCUAUAUGUAGAUAAAAUCAAUUAUUUGGUUCGAAAUUUGAAAAAUUAAAUACAAAAUGAAUAUAAUUUUUAACAUCAACUUGAUAUAAGAUUAAAAAUUAUAAUAAUAAAUUAUGAUAAACAAUUUGCGCUAACCAAAUAAUAAUGUAUAAUUAUUGAAAUAGGAAUGAUAUAAAAGCAACAGCACUAACGCCGGUAGAAGUUUUAAAAAAUGUAAUUAAACACGUGGUAUGUAUUAUACAACUUGAAAAUUUAUAUUUUGUUGUUAGAUUUAUUAUUCACAACAUACAUCAUUCAUAUAAGAUUUAUAUUAUUGUUUUUUAACAUUAUUAUAAAUUAGUUUAAAUAAAUUUUGGGCAAUUUAUCCUUCCUUUUCCAUAACGUCAUGAUAAGUUAUCAUAAAGUUUACGACGUAAUUUGAUAAAAAGAUACAUAUAUCUUCAGAUUCCACAAAUUUCUUUUCACCCGCUUAAUUAAUUUACACUUUUUCAUAACACGAUCACAUUUUCGAUGGUAUUUAAUUACUUAGUGCAUCAAAAUGGAGAGUUUAAGGAGAAGUUUCAAACCACCAAAGAUGUUGCUAAGACUGUAUUCUCUCGUUAUUUUAAUAUUAGAUCUUGUGACACUUUUAUUUGGAAUAUUUUUUGCUAUCUUAAUUGCAUUAUAUAGAAUAUUUAGACCUCCUCCUUUAAAAAAUCUCUAUGGAGAAGUCGCAAUGGUUGUCGGAGCUGGUCGAGGCAUAGGUAGGGAAUUAGCAAUUCAUUUGUGUCAACUUGGUGUUAAUGUUGCAUGUGUCGACAUUAACAGUGAAAAUUGUGAUACUACUGUACACUUAGCAUCUAAAUCAGUAGGAGUUGCUAAAAUGUAUAUUUGUAAUAUAACAGAUAAGGAUGAAGUAGCUCGUAUAGUGAAUAUUAUUAAAUCAGAGUUAGGUGAAGUUACAAUGCUUUUCCAUUGCUGCAGUAUACCAAGUCCUAGAGCAUUACUUCAAGAUCCACCUGAAAUAAGGCAUACAAUUGAUUUGACGAUUCUAAGUCAUUUUUGGUUAUUGGAUACAGUUUUACCAUGCAUGGAACGGGCUGGAAAAGGGCACAUAGUGGUUCUAUCAUCUGUGGCUGGCCUUUCUGGUACUGCCACAGGAGGAAACAGAGUUUCUUUGUCCACUGCACAAUUUGCAGUUCAAGGAUUAGCUGAAUCAUUACAUACUGAAUUAAGACAUUUGAAUAGUAACAUAAUAAUUACUUUAGUUCACGUUUAUCCAUUUAUUGUAGGCGCAGAAAUAGCAAAAGAUAUUCGUUUUAGAAUACCAAGUUACUUUGGUACAAUGCCCGCCACAGACGCAGCUGAACAAAUUUUAGAUGGAGUUCGCCGAAAUUAUGCAGAAUUCAGCGUGCCUGGAUAUUUACUUUACUUAGGUCAUAUUCUUAGAAUACUUCCAAAGAAGGCAUCAUUUAUGUUACGUGACUUGCUAGACACUGGUGUCGAUUUUGGAUGAUAUUUAAUUUUCCUAAUCAAAUGUGAGAAUUUAUUUUUAUUAUGUUAAUAAGAUUUUAUAAUGAUAACAAAAGAACUUUAAUGUACUGAAAAACGAAUAUUUUAUUUAAUUUUGUAUAUGUAUAAUUUGGUCUUUGAAGUAUUUUUCACUACAGACCAAUGUUUGUAGUUCAUUUUAUUAUUGUGGUAUAAAAUUUCAUAUAUAUUUUUACUUAUAUACGUUUUUAUACAUUCUAACAUUUAUAUAAAACGAAAUACUCUAGUUUAUUAAUAAAUAAUCACAUGGGCUGCGCAUAAAAUAUUUUAUGACACAACUGAAAUAUCAAUUAGCAGUUAAAAUAGAUUUUAUACUUACGUUUCAUGUAUGAUACAUACACACGUGAUAUAAGUAUUAAAUAUUUAAUAAACUGAAUAAGUACUA